UCGAAGUAUCAGUAUUCGAAUAGAAGACGCGCAUUAGACUCCCAAUUUUUUGUUCCACUAUUCCAGAAAAUGAAUUCAGUGUUCAGUUUGAUCCUCCUCCUUGGGGCCACGACUAGUGUUUUAUCAGUGAAUAUAGACAAUGACUGGUGGAGGCAUGCGAAUAUUUACGAGCCAUAUACACCUUCGUUCAAAGAUAGUGAUGGAGACGGAAUUGGCGAUAUCAAUGGUCUAAUUUCCAAACUAGACUACUUGGUCGAAAUUGGAGUGGAUACUAUUCAUCUGCCACCAUUUCAUCCAUCUGGCGGCAUUGAUGGAGGUUAUGAUAUUACUGAUUUCUACGAUAUAGAUCCUAAAUAUGGAAAAAUUGGAGAUUUCAAACGUCUGACAGAGGAAAUGAAAGAAAGAAAUCUAUAUUUGCUUAUGGAUUUGGUAAUAAAUCACACUAGCUGGGACCACGAAUGGUUCAAAAGAUCUAUACGCAAAGAAACAGUGAAUGGAAUCGAUUACACUAACUGGUUCGUAUGGGCCGACUCAAAAGGUGACGAUAAAGAUGGAAAACCAAUUCCACCAAAUAAUUGGUUUUAUUUACUUGAUUAUGACAAAGCUGGCUCAGCGUGGACUUGGAAUGAUGACAGGAAACAAUUCUAUUACCACGUCUUUAUGAACGAACAGCCGGACUUGAAUUUGAGAAACGAAGACGUCAAGAAUGAAAUAAAGAAUAUAAUGAGAUUCUGGCUAGAUAGAGGAGUUUCUGGAUUCCGUGUAGAUGCACCCAUGGUUUUCAUGGAAGACCCUGACCUUAAAAAUAACCCACCAGUCGACCCAAAAACACCACCAAUAUUGAUUUACGAUGCAGUUCCAGAAACCGCUAAUCAUCCUGACACGUUCCCGUUCAUCAAAGAAUUGAAUGAAUGGAUUCGAGAAUAUGAUCGAGAAACCCACAGAGAAAACUACACGCCUAUGAUUGGGGAAAUAUGGGGAUCGGUUGAAAACCAAAUGAAAUACUUCGAGGACCCGAAGGAUGGUCAUCCAAUGAUCGAUAUGCCAUUCAAUUACAUCAUCACUAGAUUGACUAAAUAUUUAAAUGCUGAAAAAUUUAUCGAGCUUUUGCACAGUUGGAUAGACGAGCUGCCGAAAGGCAAACCAUCAAAUUGGGCAUUGGGUAAUCACGAUAGUAGAGGCAGAAUCGCGUAUUGGUUUAACGAAGAAUAUAAUUAUAUCUUACUAGCAGUGGUAUCCAUGUUACCCGGUGCCUCGACAGUAUACUAUGGUGAAGAACUGGGUAUGUCGAUUAAUAAAUCAUUUACAGGAAAAGAUCCGACGAACAGAGAGUGGGUUCGUACACCAAUGCAGUGGGAUGAUACAAAAAAUGCAGGAUUCACCGAUGCUGACAGGCCAUGGGCUCCAGCACAUCCCAAUUAUUGGCGGAUCAACGUCGGUGCUCAGGAAACAGACGAGAACAGUUCAUUGAAAUACUUCACGAAUUUAAUGACCAUAAGAAAAACUGAUUUGGGAAAAUACGGUGAUUUGGAGUUUCAUACUUUAUCAGAAUGGGUAUUCGCUUUUUCAAGAACUCACCAGAAAUCCGAGACCAGUUACGUUGUUUUGUUGAAUUUGGGAUCGUACUAUGAAACCGUCAAGUUGAAGGAAAUUAUUGUUAAAAAUGAUGAGGAAACUUUAAACGUACUUUUCUCCAGUCCUAAUUCGCUCUACAAAGCAGGCACUACAAUAAGAUCGCCAGGUUAUGACCUUGAACUUAGACCUCAUUCCGUUAUUAUUUUCGAGCACAAGCGAAGCUGGGCAUUAAAGGCAAAAACAGAAGGUGCCAGCUCUGUACCUCCAUCUCACCACAUAAUGUGAAUUGAAGUAGGUAUUAUAAGACAUGGUUUUUCCUAACGACGGCUGCGUUAGGUUUUUUAGUCCAGUCUUGAUUGAGUCAUGAAUGAUAAUUGAUAACAUAGUUUGUUUUAUUUUAUGAACAGCCGUGUAAAAAUAUAAAUUCUUGAUUUCGUU
Molecule: messenger RNA, 2013 nt
Organism: Planococcus citri (citrus mealybug)
Lineage: Eukaryota; Metazoa; Arthropoda; Insecta; Hemiptera; Pseudococcidae
Product: maltase A1-like
Exons: 9
Coding region: 70-1860 (596 amino acids)
Biological process (GO): carbohydrate metabolic process
Source: RefSeq, a predicted model, not a curated record